Molecule: messenger RNA, 2322 nt
Organism: Nakaseomyces glabratus
Lineage: Eukaryota; Fungi; Ascomycota; Saccharomycetes; Saccharomycetales; Saccharomycetaceae
Gene: CBK1
Product: serine/threonine protein kinase CBK1
Biological process (GO): peptidyl-serine phosphorylation; intracellular signal transduction
Molecular function (GO): protein serine/threonine kinase activity; ATP binding
Source: RefSeq, a predicted model, not a curated record
AUGUUUGGUGGCGAGUAUGAUCACGCGUAUGAUGCUAAUAACGGGCAGCGGUUCCAGCCGCCAGUGCUGGAUGCCAUGGAGUUUGAGAAGCCCGGUAGUCCCAGUGUUGGGGAUCAUUUUCUGAGACAGCAGAUCUCAAACCAGUCUUUGCACGAUCAGUAUUCGAGUCACAUGGAGCAACAACAACAACAACAACAACAACAACAUAAUGCGGCGUAUGGUGCUGGUUUCACUGAUAUACCUCAGUUACACCCUUCCACGCCUCCACAUGGUCUAGUACAAAAAAUAAGUAAUGGUAAUUUCCAUCCUGCUAUGAACCAGGGUGGAAAUAUACCGAGCACAAGUAACAUGAACAACAUGUUCAAUACGCCUCCACCUACUAUGGGAAACAACCCACUGUAUUCGCACGACAAUAACUCUACUAAUCUGUUACAGGAUAAUCUAAACCAAGCUCGUUCACAGUUUUCUCCGGAUCGUUAUUCAGUUGAUUCCGAUUUCAACAAUGGGGCCGGGAACCACGUUAUGGCUAAUGGGAAUUAUAAUAUUAAUGGAAGUCAAAGUAGCAGUCCUUAUCAUCAACCACAGACUUUCUACACCAACAGCAAUUUGUCAUCGGGACAAUUAAGUGCCCAUAGAUCAUCUCCUCAAAGGCAGCCUGCACAGCCAUUACAACAGACAACUUUCACCCAACUUCCGCAACCUUCUUUACCUCCCCAACAGCAACAGCAACAGCAACAGCAACAGCAACAACAGCAGCAGCAGCAGCCAAAAUUUCAAAGCAUGGUUCCUCCACAACAAACACAGCUUCAACAGCAACAACAGCAAGAGCUACAAAAUGCGGGUAGCUAUAUGUAUUUUGAGAGGAGACCCGACUUAUUGAGUAAGUCGACACAGGACAAAGCCGCUGCUGUCAAGCUUAAGGUUGAGAAUUACUAUCAACAGUCAGUGAAGUAUGCAAUCGAGAGGAACGAGCGUAGAGUAGAGCUUGAGACAGAGCUGGGAUCGCAUAACUGGUCUGAAGAACGGAAUGCAAGACAGCUUGCCUCCCUAGGUAAGAAAGAAUCGCAAUUCUUGAGGUUGAGGAGGACCAGGCUAUCGUUGGAAGAUUUUCAUACGGUUCAAGUUAUUGGUAAAGGUGCAUUUGGUGAAGUUAGACUUGUUCAAAAGAAGGAUACUGGUAAGAUCUAUGCGAUGAAGACGUUGCUUAAGUCUGAGAUGUACAAGAAGGAUCAAUUAGCGCAUGUCAAGGCUGAAAGAGAUGUCCUGGCAGGCACGGACUCCCCUUGGAUUGUUUCAUUGUACUACUCAUUCCAGGAUGCACAAUACCUUUACUUGAUCAUGGAGUUUCUACCGGGUGGUGAUUUGAUGACGAUGUUGAUCAGAUGGCAGUUGUUCACGGAAGAUGUUACCAGAUUCUACAUGGCCGAGUGUAUAUUGGCCAUCGAGACUAUCCAUAAGCUUGGUUUCAUUCACAGAGAUAUUAAACCGGAUAAUAUUCUAAUUGACAUUCGUGGGCACAUUAAACUUUCAGAUUUUGGUUUAUCUACGGGGUUCCACAAGACCCACGAUUCCAAUUACUACAAGAAGUUGUUGCAGCAGGACGAGGCUACUACGAAGAAUGGGGCACCAAAUGACGCAGGAGACGGUAGUAACAACCGGCAAACCAUGAUUGUUGAUUCUAUCAACCUGACUAUGUCUAACAGGCAGCAGAUUCAAACGUGGAGGAAAUCUAGAAGGCUGAUGGCGUACUCGACUGUUGGUACACCUGAUUACAUUGCGCCUGAGAUCUUUUUGUACCAAGGGUAUGGCCAGGACUGUGAUUGGUGGUCCUUGGGGGCUAUUAUGUAUGAGUGUUUAAUUGGAUGGCCACCAUUCUGUUCGGAGACCCCGCAGGAGACGUAUCGUAAGAUCAUGAAUUUUGAGCAAACGUUGCAAUUCCCUGAGGAUGUACAUAUCUCUUACGAGGCGGAGGAUUUGAUCCGUAGGUUGCUAACGCACUCCAAUCAGAGGUUGGGGAGACAAGGCGGUGCUGACGAGAUCAAGAGUCAUCCGUUCUUCCGUGGGGUGGACUGGAACACCAUACGACAAGUGGAGGCACCAUACAUCCCCAAGUUGAGUUCCAUCACGGAUACCCGAUUCUUCCCAACGGACGAGUUAGAGAAUGUCCCAGACUCGCCCGCAAUGGCACAAGCUGCAAAACAAAGGGAGCAAAUGAUGAAGAACGGUGUGAAUCCGAACCAGAACCAAGUGAAGGAAGAUCUACCUUUCAUCGGCUACACUUACUCCAGAUUCGACUACUUGACGAGAAAGAAUGCAUUAUAA